CCCUGGAGUGAGGAGCCGGGGUGUCCCGCCUGCCCGCCUGCCCUGGCGUGGGCAUCCAGGUGGCACCAUGCUGCAGCAGAUCCUGCACGACAUGUACAUCGACCCCGAGCUCCUCUCCGAGCUCAGCGAUGUGCAGAAGCACAUCCUCUUUUACAAGAUGCGGGAGGAGCAGCUGAGGCGCUGGCGGGAGCGGGAGGCUUGGGACGCCCUGGCCCAGGCGGAGGGCCUCAGGCCCACGAAGGUCAAGCGAGCUGCGAGUGACAAGCACAUCCAGUGGCUGCUGGGGGAAGAUGGCGAGGUCUGGGUCUGGAUCAUGGGAGAAGCCCCUGGCGACAAGUCCUACGAGGAGAUCUCUGAGGAGCUGAUCGCAGAGAGGGCCCGGCGGCAGGCACAGAGGGAGGCCGAGGAGCUCUGGAGACAGAAGGAGGCAGAGAUCACCAAGAAGUUUCGGGAUGCCCUGGCCAACGAGAAAGCCCGGAUCAUGGCGGAGAAGUGGAAGGUGGAGAUGGAGGACCGCAAGGCCGCCAAAGUCCUGGAGGAGCGCAUUCACGAGGAGUUCAGGAAGAAAGAGGAAGAGGAGCGGAAGCGAGGAGAAGAGCAGAUCCGCCUCCAGGAGGAGCGCAGGGCGAAGGAGCUCUACUGGACGCUGAAGCAGGCGCAGCUGCAGAGCCCGGCCAGCGAGACCGAGGAGCGCGAGUGGGAGGAGCAGUUGCGUCGGUCCAAGGCCGCUGACGAGGAGAGGAGGCGCCGAGCCCAGCGCGCCCGGGAUGAGUACCGGCGCCUUUCGCUCCUUGCCAUCCAGAAGGGCACCGUCGCAGGCCUCAGCUUCAUGUUCUCAGAGCUUGGCCAGAGCCAUGAGCAGGAGGCCAGACUCUACCACCACUUUCCGGGCCCGGGGCCGCCGCUACCCCUCACGGGGCCUGUCAGGGCUUGGGAGCGGCCUCUGCGUCCUGUCUCCAGAGAAGUCAUAGUCCGCUGGUUCAAGGAGGAGCAGCUGCCUCGCCAGGCUGGCUUCGAGAGGAACACCAAGUCCAUCGCCCCCUGGUUCCAUGGAGGAAAUUAUCACUGUUUCAGGGGGAGAGUUGCUUCAGGAACCCUGUGGACAGAGGGACAGCCCACCAGACUACCAUCUGUUGUUUGAAUGACACCCACCCCCCUUAUCUAUUGGACUCCUUUGGGCAUCUUGUUUUUGAACCCAAGAACUCCUCAGCUCAAAUCCUUAUGGCCUUCUGGAAGAUUCACCACGGUCCAGAGGAUGAAGUAAAUUGGAAUGUCUGCAGAGUUAUGAAAUAUAUGUCAUAUGUGCUGCUGGUCCCUGUCCCAAUGUCCAGGACAGACAUUGCUAGUAGUUGAUACAGAUCUUUCAUGAAGAGUUUGGAUACGACCUCAGAAGAUGAAGCCUAUUUGUCGUGGCUGCUCUAAACUCACUCCUAGAGCCCAUGGAUCAUGUUUUUAUAAUCCAAAAUAAUUCCAGUGCCGAACUCUGAAUUUAACAUAUGGUGUCCAUUCAAUAAAUGUUGGUUGAAUGAA
Messenger RNA from Miniopterus natalensis, 1530 nucleotides. The record is from RefSeq and is a predicted model, not a curated record. NCBI's taxonomy places the organism in Eukaryota, Metazoa, Chordata, Mammalia, Chiroptera, Miniopteridae.